AUGGCCCCUGGACGCCUGAUCUUGCAAGAUCUGCCUAAGAUUAUUUCCGGCGUGGAAAAGGAGGGCAUAGAGAAAAUCUCGUACAGCUUCCUUGACCCCCAACCUAUCAAAAGUACGCAAACGGCCGAGGAUUAUAACAUAGAAGCAAAACCCAUGCUGAUAAGGAUAGAUGCCCGUGCCUAUUGCUUCCGAGCUAUUUUUCAUGAUUGGCCCGACCGGAUAUGCCAGAAAAUUCUUUUGAACACAGUUUCCGCAAUGAAACCGGGAUACUCCCGUGUCAUCAUUGUUGACUUUGUUCUGCCGGACACGAAUGUCCCUCGCAUGCAGGCUGCGAUGGACAUUCAAAUGAUGAGUAUUGGUGCCGGAGUUGAGCGUUCUGAGCAACAAUGGAGAGAGCUUUUGCUCAAUGCUGGGCUCAAAAUUAUCGGAAUUUGGAACGUUAGUCCGAACAUGGAAUCAGUCAUUGAAGCUGUUCUGGCUAUGGAGAGUGAGUGA
Penicillium manginii is the source of this 495-nucleotide messenger RNA. RefSeq lists its product as uncharacterized. NCBI's taxonomy places the organism in Eukaryota, Fungi, Ascomycota, Eurotiomycetes, Eurotiales, Aspergillaceae. The record is from RefSeq and is a predicted model, not a curated record. The coding region runs from base 1 to 495 and encodes 164 amino acids. Gene Ontology annotation, molecular function: O-methyltransferase activity. The transcript has a single exon.